AUUUAAUAAGUAUUUACAGGAUUUAGAAUAUUAUGUGGUGUAUAUUUUCCCUUCAUUUGUGAUAAUUUAACAAUGUAAUGGCUACUAGUAGAUUUGGUGUGAUUUUCAAAACAUUGCCUGUUUUGAGCCCCAAAAAUGUCAAUUUCUCCGUCUUCAGGUACACUCCAAACAGUAAGGAGAAGCCGAGGAUGCAAACCUACACCGUCGACACUAACGAGUGUGGGCCCAUGAUCCUCGACGCUCUAAUAAAGAUAAAAAACGAGAUGGAUAGUACACUCACAUUCCGCAGAAGCUGUCGAGAAGGCAUUUGCGGCAGCUGUGCAAUGAACAUUAAUGGAGAAAACGGCCUGGCCUGCCUCAUGGAUAUAGAAAAACAGGCCUCUAUGGGUACUGUGGAAAUCCAGCCACUCCCAGGGAUGUACGUUCUCAAGGAUCUGGUUCCGGAUCUGACCAACUUCUAUGAACAGUACAGGAGCGUUGAGCCCUGGUUGAAGAGGAAGACUCCAAAGGAGGGAGAUAAGGAGUAUUACCAGUCCAGAGAGGACAGACAGAAGCUUGACGGGCUUUACGAGUGUAUUCUCUGUGCUUGCUGUUCUACAUCCUGUCCAUCGUACUGGUGGAACCCUGAACAUUACUUGGGACCAGCUGCUCUAAUGCAGGCUUACAGAUGGAUUGCCGAUAGCAGGGACGAGUAUACAACUGAACGUUUAGUUGAAGUGAAUGAUACCAUGAAGCUUUAUAGAUGCCAUGGUAUCCUCAACUGCACUAAAGUCUGUCCCAAAGGACUUGACCCUGCCGGAUCAAUAUCCAAACUAAAGAAGCUGGUUGAGGAAAACGUUUCUGACGAUUGGGAAGAUAUUGCCCUCGAUGAAUAUAAAGAGCGUAACAGAAAAGCAGUAGUACAAAACUUGUAAAUUUUAAUUAUUAAACUAAUUUAAUGUUCUAAUCUCAUUCUUAAACUACAUAAA
Theileria parva strain Muguga is the source of this 968-nucleotide messenger RNA. RefSeq names its product succinate dehydrogenase and fumarate reductase iron-sulfur protein (gene Sdhb). Lineage: Eukaryota; Apicomplexa; Aconoidasida; Piroplasmida; Theileriidae. Bases 78 to 914 code for a protein of 278 amino acids. The record is from RefSeq and is a predicted model, not a curated record. Gene Ontology annotation, biological process: tricarboxylic acid cycle; aerobic respiration; respiratory electron transport chain. Gene Ontology annotation, molecular function: 2 iron, 2 sulfur cluster binding; electron transfer activity. The transcript is spliced from 6 exons.